Polyodon spathula (Mississippi paddlefish) is the source of this 4037-nucleotide messenger RNA. Its product is annotated as doublecortin domain-containing protein 2-like. Lineage: Eukaryota; Metazoa; Chordata; Actinopteri; Acipenseriformes; Polyodontidae. Bases 285 to 1727 code for a protein of 480 amino acids. The transcript has 10 exons. Gene Ontology annotation, cellular component: microtubule organizing center; axoneme; kinocilium. Gene Ontology annotation, biological process: dendrite morphogenesis; neuron migration; intracellular signal transduction. The record is from RefSeq and is a predicted model, not a curated record.
CAUAAGUGUAAUUUCAUUAUAUGUUAUUAUCAAAUGACAAUUUGUCUGGAUAUGCUUUAAUUAAAUACACAACCUUUUUUUUUUCAAUCACAUGGGGAUAGGAAAUAACAGUAUUGAUUUAUUUAUUUUAUAUUGAUAAUGAUGUAAGAACCGCCCUGGAACUCAGUUUGCUUUUAGAAUUCAACACGCGUACACUCGGCUAUCUUUGGAAAUCUACACCGUAAUUUGAAUAUUUUCCUUAAAGGAUCUGAAGAUAGGAUUUUUUUUUUUUUUUUUUUUGGAAAAUGAGCGCAGACAGAGCAAACUUCCUCUCCCAACCUGUUGUAAAGAAUGUGCUGGUGUAUCGGAACGGUGACCCGUUUUUCGAAGGCCGACGACUGGUGGUAAAUGAGAAAAGGGUGUCCAGUUUUGAAUCUUUCCUGACAGAAGCGACUGGUGGGAUUCAGGCGCCCUUCGGGGCUGUGAGAAACAUCUACACACCAAGAGCCGGGCAUCGUGUGGGCGCGCUGGACGAUCUGCAGAACGGAGAACAGUAUGUAGCGGCGGGCAGAGAGAAAUUUAAAAAAAUUGAUUACCUGCAGAUAGGAACAAAGAAGAAAAAACCCACUCAGAAUAACACUUUGCAGAUAAAGCCAGUGGCCCACAGUAGGAUUGUUGUAUCUGCAAGAUUUCUGAGACCGAUUCAAGAGCCAUGUGCUAUUUUUGUGAUUGCAAAUGGAGACAUCUUAAAUCCAGCAGUCCGGCUAUUAAUACCAAGCAGAAUUCUUUCACAGUGGGAACUUGUCCUGGAAAUGAUUACUGAGAAAAUGAGUCUCAGAAUUCUAGGUGCUGUACGAAGCCUUUCCACUUUGGAUGGAAACUUUGUCAGUGAUGGAAAACAACUGGAAAAUGGGCAGUUUUAUGUGGCAGUUGGGCGAGAAAAGUUUAAAAAGCUUCCCUAUGGUGACUUCAUUUUUACUAAACCAGCACCAAUAAGAAGAUACAAAGGGUCCAAGACAUCUUCCCUACCUCCUAUUUUUAAGUUUAGAAAGCAUAAGGAGAGUGUGGAAGAUCGUCAGAGCAAAUCCACUGGCGGUUCGAGCGAUACAGGGGACCCACUGGCUUCGCCUCAGCCCCCAAAGAUAAAAGGGAAGAAGGCACAGUUCUCAGCAGCGAAUGGUGCAGUUUAUCAUGGGAAACCAGUGAAGGUGAACCGGAAUAAAAAUGAAAUCGCCUCAAACUUCCACACUGACACUGAAGACGGUGUGUUUAAGGCAUACAAGGAGAAACUUGAGACAAGAGGAGCCGUGGAGGUUCAAGAAGAUGAAGACCUGCAAGUGGAGCUUCCAGUUGACCAGAGACGGGCAGAAACAGUAGAUGAAGAAGAAUAUGUAGAAGAAACUUUGAAGGAUGAGGACCUACUUGAAGAAAACAAAUGGGAAAGUCAAGUUCAUGGUGGCCAAGAGGUAGAUGGAAGUACCGAAGAGGAUACUGUUGCCAGCUGGAGUGACCAUGAAGAAAACCUUAUUAAUAAUAACGAAGAGGGCAUCAACAGGGCAUCAGAGGAGCCCCCUCAGGAUACACCAGAGGAGCCCUCUCAAGAGAUGUCAGAGCUCGAGGAGGAGGAAAGCAGAAAGUCUUCCAGUCCUUUAGGAAUAGAAACUCCAUCCAGUCCAGAAAGCCAAAUGACAAGCCCACGGAGGAGUGAAAGUGCAGACAAAACUGAUGAAUAUGCUCUUGUGGCUUAGUGAGCCCAUCAAUCAGCUAUAUUACAGCACAACAGAAAUAUAUCAUUGGACUGAACAUGCCUGAACUGCAAAACCUAUAAACUACCUAGAACUCUACUAUCUUGUGCAAGAUAAUCAUCAUGGGGAUCACAGGGAGAUAUGCUAUUAACAUAAGCUAAGUAUAGGAUGUUGUAGGGUGGAUAUCUGUGUCUAACGAGUGCAGUACGUUAAUGUAUUUGUCUAAUGAACGUGAUAGAGCCUUAGCUAAUGUCUGUCAGAGACACCAGGGAGUGAUAUGGAGGCUUUUUAAUUAAGUAUGUAGACAUGGCAAUGCCAUACAGUAGCAGCAUUAUUGUGUAUAUGGUAAUUUAACCUCCCUAGGAUCUCAUUUAACAUAGUGUCAUUUGAACUAAACGAUGACUGUUAUAAAACAUUAUGGUUUAACCUUCUAUUAGGCUUCAGGCUCCUGAAAGAACAAUUGCUAUUAAACUGUUAUAUUUGGAGAUUGUUGGCCAGUGACCACAGAUAGUCCUGUAAGGAGGUUAUAAUACCUUCAGUACAGAAUACAAACUGGGUAUACAUACUAGAUUUACAAAUAAGGAUCGGUGGGAUCAGGUUUUUUUUAAAUGUUUGUCUUAUCUAUACAUAAAUGUUUCUUGUGCAAAACUUAAACUUUGCAUAACUUUUCAAUGGGAGCACAUCAUGCACCCAUAAACAAAGGCUGGGCCAAAUCAACUUCAAAGUUAAUUAGCCAUCUAGUAGAGUCUGUCAGGGCUGCUGUCUUACCCAUUGUGGCAGGUUAUCCAACCUGUAUAUAUUACAGAAUAGGGAUGCAAUUUGAAUAUCUAAUGGACUGUUAAAUUACAUGUAUUUCCAAUUUAUAGUCUAGCCUAUAUCUAUAUCUAUAUCUAUCUAUGUCUAUGUGUAUAGGCAGUACUAUAAUGUAUGAGCAUAUGAUAACCUUGAGUAAAAUAAAUGUUAGAUAUACUGGCCUCCGAUUCCCUGUUUAAACUAUCUAAUAAAAUGCCUUGUGAUUGUGUUCAAAAUGUAUUGUGUUGAAAUACACAAGUUGCCUUACUUAUUUGUACUUGUUCUUGCAUUUUUUAAAUUAUUAUUACUUUGCUAUCUGACUUGCACAUCAGAAAAUCACGGAAUUUUGAAAAUGCCAAAUUAAUUUAAUGAAUUGGAUUAUCGAUUUGUGAAAUAACAAGGAAGCAUUGUAUAAAUAUAACAGAUGGCUUGGAUCAUUCUUUAUUAAGAUAAUAUAAAAUAUUGGAGUUUUAGAUGACAACAAAACAAGCAUUUUUCUUAUAUAGUAUUUUCUUUUACAGUAUUUCAUGACAGAAUGAAAUCUCUUGAUAUACACAACACUGAUGGACUUAGAGAGCUUUGCAAGAAUAGCAUGGUUUUAAUCUUUUUUUCUUUUGAACUUUUUGGUUAUGAAACUGUACAAGUACACAAUGUUGAAUUUCAUCAAAUCUACCUCUGCUGUUUGAAAUGGAAAAAAUAAAUAUGCAGCUAAUUAUCUGGCAACCUCUUUAGCUCAAAGUCACUAUUCUACACAUGUGUAACACAGAUUUUGCAUUUACUUUCUUUUAACAUACCAAUAGUUAAUAAUCAUUUAUUGGUAUGUGCUAUUGUUUGAUAGUAUACAUUAUAAAGGUUUCAGAUGUAUGUGUUCCUUCUUUUGUGGGUAUAAUGAAAAUAAAUGUAACAAGUUCUUUAUUUACUAACAAUAUUCAUACAAAUAAAUGUGAAAAUAAAUGUAAUUCAGAUCUUAUUUAUUACCUGUGUGCUCUCGAAAAUAGUUAAAAUGAAAAGCAAUAACCCAUAUUGUAUUAACUAUAUGGUUUAAAGUGGAAAAAAACUAGAUUCUCCAUUAACCCAGUCAUUAAUAAGCAAAAUAAUGUCAUUAAUAAAAGUCUUUGAUCUUUCCACACUUGUACCAGUUAUGUUUUCCCUAAUACGAGUUUACCAUGGUAUUUUUGCACUUUUCCCAUGUUUUUCCCAUGGUAAUACCAUGUAUUAACCAUAAUUUAUCCUGGUUUACCAUGUUAGUUAAUACAGUUUACCAGACCUCACUGUUUUUCAAAUUGCUUUGCUAUACUUUACCAUGCUUUCACUAUGCUUUAUUUCCAGGGGUUGGCACCAUAUCGAGUGGUGAUGGACAUUAAAAAAAAAAAAAAAAAAAAAAAAACAACAACGUAUUUUCCAUGGACAAACAAAACGGAAGUUUUUUACAAUUACACACGUGUGUGUUAGACGUAUUCACUGCCAUGGACAAUGAUAUCUCUUGCCACGGAUAUUCGUGUCUGUAUAUGGACAAGUUGC